AUUGAAUUAGAGUAAAGAGUACAAGGAUCUGAUGAAACAGUUGAGCAUUGUGUUUCUGUUUUGCAAAAGUUAUUUACUAGAGUAGAAGGAUAUAAUGAAGCCCAGAAAACUCAGAAGUUUAUCUCAGGACUUACUUGAGAUCUGUACAUAAUGGUACAAUCGACACAUGAUGGAACAUUUCAAAAUGCAAUAGAUAGAGCAAAGAGAUGUAAGAUGACUCUUAUGGCUGGGAAGAAUAAAAACUCUGUUUCAGAAAUCAAGAAUGAAAUUAAAGAAAAAGCAGAAAAUCGAUCUCACUAUAAUGGCAGAAAUAAUAACUCUCAAUGGAAUAGAAAUAAUAACAACAGUAAUAGUAAUAAUGGAAGUGGCAUAAUAAGAACCAGGAGUCCAGGACACAUUAGUAGGACUUGUCCACAAAGAAAUAAUAAUAGAAGUGGUAAUGGUGGUAUAGCUGCAACAGUACUGAAUCAACAAUCUCAGCAACCUCAACUUGCUCAAUCUACUCAACCUUUGAAUGCAAACAGUACAAAUAACUUGAAUUCCAAUAGCAAUGAUUUAAUAGCACUCUUAGUACAGCAAUUGUUGGCCCAAAAGGGUGCCAAUAGCACUAUUUAAACUAGUACCAAGCCACCAAAUGUUAUUACUGAUUUAGUCUGGAGUGAUAACUAACGUCAG
This is a messenger RNA of Rhizophagus irregularis DAOM 181602=DAOM 197198, 675 nucleotides long. RefSeq lists its product as uncharacterized. NCBI's taxonomy places the organism in Eukaryota, Fungi, Glomeromycota, Glomeromycetes, Glomerales, Glomeraceae. The record is from RefSeq and is a predicted model, not a curated record.